Molecule: messenger RNA, 1192 nt
Organism: Morus notabilis
Lineage: Eukaryota; Viridiplantae; Streptophyta; Magnoliopsida; Rosales; Moraceae
Product: myb-related protein 308
Exons: 3
Coding region: 93-1109 (338 amino acids)
Source: RefSeq, a predicted model, not a curated record
UUGAAACUAUUGUGGGUUGGAGUGAAAUCCCUUGUGAAAAACGUUCAAGUAUUGAUUAAGCUUAAUUUGUACGGGUGGUGAGGAUUGAGAAUAUGGGACACCGCUGCUGCAGCAAACAGAAGGCGAAGAAAGGGCUUUGGUCUCCUGAAGAGGAUGAGAAGCUCAUCACACAUAUCACUACUUAUGGCCAUGGCAGUUGGAGCUCUAUCCCUAAACUUGCUGGAUUGCAGAGGUGUGGUAAAAGCUGCAGAUUAAGAUGGAUAAACUACUUGAGACCAGACCUUAAGAAAGGUUCCUUCACACAAGAAGAAGAACAGAUCAUCAUUGAUGUUCACAGAAUUCUAGGCAACAGAUGGGCUCAGAUUGCCAAGCAUCUCCCCGGAAGGACAGACAAUGAGGUGAAGAAUUUCUGGAACUCAAGCAUUAAGAAAAAGCUAAUAUCACAAGGUCUAGACCCACAGACCCACAAUCUGAUCUCGUCGUCGUCACACCAAAGAGCUUUUUCAAAUAAGAACAAUUCAUUUGUCGUUUCACAUGAGAAUCAAAAACAACCCAUUUCAGCUUUCUCAAUGAUUUCAGUAGUACAUGAGAAAACAAAGCAUAAUUCAUCACCUCUUAUCAGCCCUCCUUAUAACAAUGUCCAAACAACAGACAUAUCCACCGUUGAUCAAUAUAAAGGCCCUAUUAUUGGAGUUAAAAAUAGUAGUAAUUUAGCUACUUGGACAGUAAAAGAUCAAAAUUACUCAUCACAUGAUAUGCAAUAUUAUUAUGGAUCAUCAUCAAUCGAAAACUCGACACCAAAUAUUUCUUCAUCUUCUUCCUCUUCUGUGGACAUUUACCAACAUCUACCCAUGCCUGGUUUAUUACUUGAUGAGUUUGGCAUUUGGGACUCAAGUUUUCAGCCGUUUGAAGCGCCGAAAACAAUAUCGGAAGAUUUGGGAGAUAAUCAUCAAGAGCAACAGCUACAACAGAAUGAUGAGAAGAUUUGGGACAAGAACUUUGAAAACUACAGUUUUGAUCAUGGAUUUAUGGAGUCUGCACUUUUAUCUGAAGCAUUACUGUGUCAUGAUCUUAGCUCUGUGCAAUAUGAUCUUGCAUGGAACUACUAAGCUUAAGCGUAGUUUUCUUGUAUGAAUGAUUCCUUUUUUUUCCCCCUACUUCUUUUGGGCGCAAGUGUAACUUGAUUAUUUUC